This is a messenger RNA of Cyphellophora europaea CBS 101466, 2394 nucleotides long. RefSeq lists its product as uncharacterized. Gene Ontology annotation, cellular component: Golgi apparatus. Gene Ontology annotation, molecular function: alpha-1,3-mannosyltransferase activity. The transcript has 2 exons. NCBI's taxonomy places the organism in Eukaryota, Fungi, Ascomycota, Eurotiomycetes, Chaetothyriales, Cyphellophoraceae. The record is from RefSeq and is a predicted model, not a curated record. The coding region runs from base 1 to 2394 and encodes 797 amino acids. Gene Ontology annotation, biological process: protein O-linked glycosylation.
AUGAUGAACUUCGCACCUCGAAAACAGCCACUUAAGGAGGGCCGCUCCUAUCCCGGUGGCCUUCCAUAUGCCGGCCCUCCUGGUCGAGGAGUCACUCGACGUCAGGGAGGUCUUUUUCUGCUAUUACUUCUAUUGAUACCCCUAUGGCUUUUCUUCACCUCCGGCGCCUCAUUUACAGGCGCUCCACCACCACCAAACCCCCAAACACGGUUGAAUUCACAGCCGCUCGAGAAACCACCACAAGUUGUGGUCAAGGAGCAACCUAAGCAGGCAGCCGACGUGCCCGCCGUUGCACCAGGGUCUAAUCAAGCACCAUUUGUAGCCCCUGUCGAAUCCGAGGACCCGGCACUCCUCAAAGAUGAAGAAUCCGCUCAUCCUGAGCCCAAGGAGGCCAGUGCCGGCAACCUACAAGGCUACGGCGGCAAUGCUGGCUCCGACAGGGAAGACGCGGCGUUGGCUUCCUCACACUCCGCGAGCAAACCCAAGGACCUGGCGGCUGACAAGCCACAAUGGUCCGAGCGACCCCAGUUUGAGAAGGCCUUAGCGCGUAUCAUAAACAUGCUGCCUGGUGAGAUGCAUAUGCGCGACCUGCUGCGGCCCGUCGAAGGCACUGGCAAGGAGCGUAUGCGCGAGAUGGGCCUUCGCACCCGCGCGUACAAAUCUUAUUUCGAAGCGUGGGAGGACUUGCAUAUCGCCAUCGAUGCUGAGGGUGGCUCAUAUGUGCGCGACGAUGUGGUGCAGUACAUGCGCUCACACGAGCAUAUCAACAACAUAGACAGCCCGGCCAUCAUAGGUCUCGAGGCGAUGGAUCUCGCACAGCAGAUUCGUAGCUACGAGAGCUACCGCUUCUUCCUGGCCAAGUUCGGACAAAUGCUGUUUCCUUGGACCGGCCCCUAUUUCAGCGACCACAUGUCCCUCCAUGCGCACUUCAAGCGGGGUGGCAAGGGUAUCGUGCUGACGGCUGGCGAUGACCAGGCCCCGUACCUGCUCACGUCGAUCCCCAUCAUGCGCGAGCUAGGGUGCAAGAUUCCCGUUGAGGUCAUGUACCUCGGCGACUCGGACCUAUCAGAGGACUUCCGCUCUGAACUCGAAGCCCUCGAUGGCGUGGUUACGCGUGACAUUGCGCAGAUGGUCAACGAUGAAGGCUGGCGGUUGGCCGGCUGGGCCGCGAAACCAUUUGCCAUCCUCUUCUCGUCAUUCCGUGAAGUCAUCUUCAUCGAUGCGGACAGCAUGUUCUUCAAGAAUCCCGAGGUGCUGUUCGACGAUCCUGGCUACAAGAAGACCGGUGCACUAUUCUUCCGUGAUCGCCUCAUCAUGCCCGAGAACAAGAAGCGAUUCCUACAGCAGAUUCUACCGAAACCCAUCAGCAGACAAGUCAAGCAAAGUCGAUUCUGGACCGGUGACUCUGGACACAUGCAAGAGUCUGGUGUCGUUGUCGUUGACAAGUGGCGGCAUUUCAUGGCUAUGCUGAUGGUUACGCGUAUGAAUGGUCCCGAUCGUGACGGCAACAAGGGCGAAGGUCGCAUCGGCGUAUACGACUUGGUAUAUGGCGACAAAGAAACCUUCUGGCUUGGCUGGGAGCUUGUCGGUGACCCAGAAUAUGCCUUCCAUCAAGGCAACGCUGGUAUCAUGGGUGAUCUUGAAAAGGACACAAAGACCUCCAAGGAGCUCGAGAAGGAAGAAGAGAAAAAGCGGAAGGAAGAAGCCGAAGCGAAGAAGCGAAAGGAGGAAGCCGAGGAGAAGAAGCGAAAGGAAGAAGCCGAGGAGAAGAAGCGAAAGGAAGAAGCAGAGGGCAAGAAGAAAAAGGAGGAAGCAGAAGAAAAGAAGCGCAAGGAAGAAGCCGCCCCCAAAGAAGCCGCCGACAAGCAAAAGCAGCAGCAACAGCAGGAUCCGGCCAAAGCCCAGAACAAGGAGGGCGAGCAGCAAAAAGAAGAGCCCAAGAAGCAGCUCCGCAAACGCGACGACCCUGCCAUGGAAGGCCAGGAACCUAUUCCCGCGGCAGCGCCACAGGGCGACAACCCUCCUCAAGCAGCACCACCAGCAGCCGCAGCAGCAGCAGCACAACCGCCAACGCCAGAAGUCGAUCUCACGCCCCACACGAUGUGCUCGCCGCAACUGCUGCACCUGGACGUGGACGACACGCCGCUCUGGUUCAACGGCUGGCUGCUCGACAACAAGUUCGCCGACAAGCACAAGAAGAAGUUCGGCUCCUUCCGGCACUACCUGAUCGAGCCCAACGAGGUGCGCGAGCCGGGCGCCUGGCAGCUGCACGAGAACAACGAGUGCUGCCUCACGACGGAUCGCGACAAGUCCCACUCGUUCAAUGAGAGGGAGCUGAAAUUGUUGGAUCGCAUGAUGGCCAAGGCAAGGGAGGUGGGCGCGCCGGGGGCGUAG